AUGGAAAAUUUAUCCGUUUUAGCUAAUACUGUUCCAAGAUAUAAGAAUGGAUUAUUCCAAUUAUUUUCUGCUAUUGAAAAAGAAUUUGACCAAAUAUAUGCAGAAAAUUUAGAAUUAAGAGAAAAAUUAGAAAUUAUUUCUGGUGAAAAAAAUAAUGAAAAUAUUGGAAAAGAAGGGGUAACUACUAAUAAAGUACAGGAAUGUGUUCAACAACAUUUUACAAAAAAACCCAUACAGAUGGGACAAAAAUUGAAGACAGCUUUAAAAGUUGCUCAACCAGGUUUAUUUACAGGAUCAUUGAAAAGUUAUGAAAAUAGUCGUUUAAGGUAUGUUCAAUGUUUAAAAGGACAUGAUGAUGGUAUAUGGGAUGUCUGUUCACAUUACAUUUCCUCAAAAUCAAUUAAUAUUAUUGGAAGUGCCUCAGCUGAUAAAACAGCAAUCCUUUGGUAUUCUGAAGGUGGUUCUUCUUUUGGAAGGUAUACUGGUCAUAAUGGAUCUAUUAAUUCAAUAAGAUUUAAUGAUAAUAUAUCAUCUUCUGAAUAUAUUACAGUGUUAACAGCUAGUGGUGAUAGAACAGCACAUAUAUGGAAAAGUAAAAUAAAUAUUGGUAGUAAAGGUCCAACAUCUGAUGAAGAUGAUACUCAUAGUGAUUUUCAUAAAAUAGAUACUAUUACAAAUCCUUCUCAAAUAUUUGAAGGACAUAAAAAUGCUGUAGUAUCUGCUGUAUUUUUUCCAUCAAAUGAUAAAAUAUUAACAGCAUCAUGGGAUAGAACGGCAAAUAUUUAUGAUAUUGAAAAUGGAGUUGUUGUUAAUUCAUUAUCUGGACAUGAAGAAGAAUUAAAUUAUUGUAAUAUUCAUCCAACAAAAAGUUUAAUAGUUACUGCUUCUAAAGAUUCAACUUUUAGAUUAUGGGAUAUGAGAGAAACAAUGAAGGAUGUCUCUGUAAUAAUGGGUCAUAGUGAUUCUGUUUCAUCAGUAUUAUUUACUAAUGAUGAUAAAGUAAUAUCAUCAGGUGAAGAUAGAACGGUUAAACUAUGGGAUUUAAGGGCAAUGAGAAAUGUUUUAACUAAUAUUAGACUAGAAAGUCCAAUCAAUAAAAUAGCAUAUAAUGAAAAAAUGAAGUUAAUUGCAAUACCAAUGGAUAAUAGAAUUGUAAAAUUAUAUGAUAUGAAUGAGUCUAAAUUAAUACAAGUUCCAAGAAUUAAUAAUAAAUCUCAUAGAAGAAUUGUAUAUAGUUGUACAUGGAUUUCAACAGGUAUUCAAAGUAAUCUUUUUACGUGUGGUUUUGAUAAAAAAAUUAUUGGGUGGAAAGUUUUAAAUGAUCAUUAA
Strongyloides ratti is the source of this 1329-nucleotide messenger RNA. Its product is annotated as WD40 repeat and WD40/YVTN repeat-like-containing domain and WD40-repeat-containing domain and G-protein beta WD-40 repeat-containing protein. The record is from RefSeq and is a predicted model, not a curated record. Gene Ontology annotation, molecular function: protein binding. The transcript is spliced from 2 exons. Lineage: Eukaryota; Metazoa; Nematoda; Chromadorea; Rhabditida; Strongyloididae. The coding region runs from base 1 to 1329 and encodes 442 amino acids.